AUGGUGGCUAUAUACCCCCGUUCACUAAUUAAAGCCUUAUCCCCUUUCGGCGCCCUCAUACGCUCUCUCCUCAUAUCUUCCCUCCUCCUUGUCCCUCUUGUCAGCGGCCAAACCGUAAUCGUCAUAACCGUCGCUCCUCCUAUCCCCAGCGAAGUCCCUUCAUUCACCAACCACGACACCUUCACCUCCGCCAUCAUCAAUAGCACCAACUUCCACCGCACCGCACACAACGCCUCCACGGUCCGCUGGAACGACACCCUAGCGGCCUUCGCCUCGGGAUACUUAUCUUCACACUCUUCCUCAUCGCCACAUUCCCAAAAAGAGACCUGCCGCAUGAAGCACUCAGGAGGCCCUUAUGGCGAAAACCUAGCACUGGGAUGCUCUGACGUAGGAGACUGCGUAGAUCUAUGGGGUAACGAAGAUGCACAGUAUAACUAUGAUGACCCGGGGUUCAGCGAGGCGACGGGGCAUUUUACGCAGUUAGUAUGGCGCGAUACGACCGACGUCGGUUGUGGAGCGAAACUGUGUCCUGGGAAUUACGGUUGGUAUCUUGCGUGCGAGUACUGGCCGCGCGGGAACAUUAUCGGUGCGUUUGCCGAGGAGGUUGAGCCGGAGAGCGGUGCAGCGGCGCUGAGGACGAAGAAAGGGGUGGGCUCAUGGGCUGCUGAGGUGUUGGUUGUUGGUGCGACGAUGGUUGCGUGGUGGGGGUUGAUAUGA
Daldinia childiae is the source of this 717-nucleotide messenger RNA. Its product is annotated as Cell wall protein PRY3. Lineage: Eukaryota; Fungi; Ascomycota; Sordariomycetes; Xylariales; Hypoxylaceae. Gene Ontology annotation, cellular component: extracellular region. The transcript has a single exon. Bases 1 to 717 code for a protein of 238 amino acids. The record is from RefSeq and is a predicted model, not a curated record.